Molecule: messenger RNA, 1795 nt
Organism: Lotus japonicus
Lineage: Eukaryota; Viridiplantae; Streptophyta; Magnoliopsida; Fabales; Fabaceae
Product: pentatricopeptide repeat-containing protein At1g12300, mitochondrial-like
Exons: 1
Coding region: 158-1795 (545 amino acids)
Molecular function (GO): protein binding
Source: RefSeq, a predicted model, not a curated record
GUUUUGAAUUUUUAUAAAAUCAAAACCAGUUUUUAGUUGCAAAAACAGGUUCAAAACAAGGUUUUUCAGGAUCCAUCUUCAUCUAUUGUUAUUAUUAUUAUCCCUCCGAAAAUUGUAACACACCGCCGCUGCUGCUUCCUUCUCCACCGCUCUUACAAUGUCGUCGUCAUUGUUGUUAAGGUUGAAGCGCUCUUCGUUUCUUUUUUCCUUUCACUCUCACUCUCACUCUCACUCUCACUCUCGCUUUCAUUCUUCCUUUCACAAUCCUGGUGACGCCGUCUCACACUUCAAUCGCAUGCUUCAAAUGCGUUCUACCCCACCCAUCUUCGAAUUCGGCAAGGUUUUAACUUUCCUCGUCAAGACGGAGCAUUACUCCACCGCUAUAUCCCUUUCUCGCCAAAUGGAAUCUAGUGGAAUUGCGCCAAACAUUGUUACUCUCAACAUCCUCAUCAAUUGCCACUGCUACCUAGGUCAAACCACUUCAGCCUUUUCUGUAUUGGCCAACAUUCUCAAGAGGGGUUUUCAGCCAACUACCAUCACUUUGAAUACUCUCAUCAAAGGUCUCUGUCUUCACAGCAAUGUUCACAGAGCUCUGCAAUUUCAUGAUGUCGUGCUGGCUCAGGGGUUUCGGUUGGAUCAAGUCAGUUACGGGACCUUGAUCAAUGGGCUAUGUAAAAUGGGUGAAACAAGUGCUGCUUUGGAGUUGCUUAGGCGGAUUGAAGGGCGAGGGAUUAAACCUAAUGUGGUAAUGUACAACACCAUCAUUGAUAGCCUGUGUAAAGAUAAACUUGUAAGUCAUGCUUGCAAUUUAUAUUCUGAAAUGAUUGUCAAGGGAAUAUCUCCUGAUGUUGUCACUUACAGUGCUUUAGUGUAUGGCUUUUGCAUUGUUGGUCAAUUGAAACAAGCAAUUGGGUUGCUAGAUGAAAUGGUAUUGAAAAACAUAGACCCAGAUGUUUAUACUUAUAGUACAUUGGUCGAUGCUUUAGGUAAGGAAGGGAAGGUGAGAGAAGCUAAGAACAUGUUAGCUGUGAUGAUUAAACAAGGUGUGAAACCUGAUGUUGUUACUUAUAGUUCCUUGAUGGAUGGGUAUUGCCUAGUUAAUGAAGUGAAUAAAGCCCAAGAUGUAUUCAAUGCUAUGGCUCAGAGGGGAGUGACUCCUAAUGUUCAGAGCUACAAUAUCUUAAUCAACGGACUAUGUAAGAUUAAAAUGGUUGAUGAAGCCUUGAAUCUCCUUGCAGAAAUGGAUUACAAAAAGGUUGUUCCUGAUACAGUUACCUACAAUUCUCUUAUUGAUGGUUUAUGCAAAACAGAGAGAGUCUCUCAUGCUUGGGAGCUUCUUGAUGAGAUGCAUGUUAGAGGUCAACCAGCCAAUAUAAUCACCUACACUUCUUUGGUAGAUGCUUUAUGCAAAAGCCACCAUGUUGACAAGGCAAUUGCACUAAUCAAGAAAAUUAAAGACCAGGGUAUUCAGCCGAAUGUGCGCACAUACACAAUACUUCUAGAUGGACUAUGUAAAGAAGGAAGACUCAAGGAUGCACAAGAAGUUUUUCAGGAUCUUGUGAUUAAAGGCCAUCAUAUAGAUGUCCAUACAUAUAGUGUUAUGAUCAAUGGUCUUUGUAAAGAAGGCUUGUUUGAUGAAGCGUUGGCUUUAUUGUCAAAAAUGGAAAAUGAGGGUUGUAUCCCUAAUGCUAUAACUUUUGAAAUAAUUAUUCGUUCACUCUUUGAAAAAGGUGAGAAUGACAAGGCUGAGAAACUCCUUCAUGACAUGAUUGCUAGAGGUCUACUCGAAAAAUAA